This is a messenger RNA of Microplitis mediator, 2051 nucleotides long. RefSeq names its product alkaline phosphatase 4-like. Lineage: Eukaryota; Metazoa; Arthropoda; Insecta; Hymenoptera; Braconidae. The transcript has 8 exons. Gene Ontology annotation, biological process: dephosphorylation. Gene Ontology annotation, molecular function: alkaline phosphatase activity. The record is from RefSeq and is a predicted model, not a curated record. The coding region runs from base 198 to 1814 and encodes 538 amino acids.
CGCGUGCAAUUCUCGUGGUAUGUCCGCCGUAACUCGUCUCUCGGUCUUUACUAGUUUGCAAAGCUCUUGCAACUGUUAUAUAAAGUGCGACAAACUUACACAUUACAAUUUACUCCAAGUUGACACGCCGGAUCUAUCAGAUUUUGUACUAAAAUAGAACAAGGUUUAACUUUUCUUCAAAUUUAUUUCAGAAAAUAAUGGAUCGUUUUAUUGUAUUAAUUUGUCUCAUUGCAACUAUUCAACAAGUUUAUACAUUACGUCAAGGAUCAACUGAUUAUGAAGAUACAUCGUAUUGGUUAAAAUCCGGUCAAGAAAAUUUAAAAAAAAUCUUAGCAGCUGAAAAUAUUGAACGUCGAGCAAAAAAUGUUAUAAUUUUUAUUGGAGAUGGUAUGGGAAUAGCAUCAGUAACAGCCGGACGAAUUUUUACUGGACAGAGAAAAGGGCAAAGUGGUGAAGAAUAUAAAUUAAGCUUCGAAACAUUCCCCAACAGCGGAUUCUCAAAAACAUAUAAUGUGGAUAAACAAGUACCUGAUUCAGCUGGUACUGCAACGGCAAUAUUUUCUGGAGUCAAAAGUCGGUACAGGGUCAUUGGAUUAGAUCCAAAGGCAUUGUAUAAUGUUUGCGAUUCGACUAUGAAUGAAGUUAGGAAACUUACAACUGUUGCUGAUUGGGCACAAGCCACAGGAAUGGAUACAGGUUUUGUUACAACAACAAGAAUAACUCAUGCUACUCCUGCAUCACUUUAUGCUCAUGUUAAUAAUCGUGACUGGGAAUGUGACAGUGCUAUUCCAACUAAAUAUAAAGAUUGCACCAAAGAUAUUGCUCGUCAACUUAUUGAAGAUGCGCCUGGUAAUAAAUUUAAGGUAAUUUUAGGUGGAGGUGGCCAAAAUAUGGGAACUCCAAUGCCAGGUACGAUUGACAAAGACAGUUGUACAAGGAAAGAUGGAAAAGAUUUAACACAAAUAUGGAAAAAAUUCAAUCCAGGUGGCAAAGUUGUUAAAAAUAAUUCUGAUUUAAUGUCUAUUGAUAUUAAAAACACAACAAAAUUACUUGGAGUUUUUUCGAAUAGUCACAUGCCUUAUCACGAAGUAAGGACCGAUGAAACACCGACUUUGGCUAAUAUGACAGCACAAGCUAUCAAAAUCUUGAAAAAAAAUGAUAAUGGAUUUUUAUUAAUGGUCGAAAGUGGAAGGAUCGAUACUGCUCAUCAUAAAAAUUAUGCAAAGUUAGCACUACGUGAAGUUACCGAAUUAGAAGAAGCUGUCAAAGUUGCUUUGAGGCUGACUAAAACAGAAGAUACACUUAUAAUCGUUACAGCUGAUCAUUCACAUGCAUUUACUAUGAAUGGAUACCCACUCCGUGGGAAUGAUAUUUUGGGAUUCGCUAAUAAUGUUAUUGAACCAAAUGUAAAACCUUAUGAAACAUUAACUUAUGCCAACGGACCUGGUUUUACACAUCAUAGAAAUAAUAACACGAAUUCAAGUGAAACUUGGAUACCAGUUGAAUCAAAUGCUAAUAGAAAUGAACCAUUUUAUCAACAUAUGUCUGCUAUGUGGUUGAAAGAUGAGACGCACGGUGGUGAAGAUGUGGGAGUUUACGCUAUUGGUCCAUACUCUCAUUUAUUCCGAGGUACGUUUGAGCAGAAUUAUAUUGCCCAUGCAGUUGCAUACGCCAGUUGUAUGAAAGACUGGCCAUCUCACUGUGAUCAUCAGUACAAAAAAUAUUAUUAUGACACAUCCUCAUCAUCAACUAUUGUAUCUUUAUCGUCAUUAAUAGUAGCAACGUCUUUUUUUAUUCUAAAACUUUUUACUUGAAAUAGUUAAUAUUUAUGUCAAUUAGUGGAAUUUAACGAUAUGAAUAUAAAAAAUAAUGCUACUUUAAAAGUACAGUAUUUUAAAAUUGUUUAUUAGACAAUUUUUCUUCUUUUUAUUAAUUAAUAUAUUAAAUAAAUAAAUAAUUGUUGACAUUGCAGGUCAAUGCACUAUAUUUUAAAUCCACAAAUUAAUUUAUAAUAAUAUGAUUGUAAAAAUUAAUUUAUGGAUUUAAUAAAU